GAGCAGGUCAUCAUUCAGCGCUGUGCAUGAGGAGACAACACCACCACAGAGAAUGAGAGGGGUAUCCCUUUAUCUUUUGCUUGGUCAUCUCCUCAUAGCUGGCGUUGGAUCUACCUGUGUUCCUGUCCAGUGUCUGAGAUGUAACGCCACAGGAGAAACUCAGGCAGAUCCUUGUUCACGCUGCUCAAACAGUUCUGCCCAGUGCAUCGAUGUUCCUUCAGAUGUUCCAUCAAACUGCACAAAAGACUUUCAGGUUUCUGUCAACACCACUGGAUCCAAAGUGAACGAGGGUGAUGACAUCACUCUGACAUGUGUCCAUAACCUUCCUGAUUUGAACCUUACAUUUGGGUGGAUUUAUGAUAAGGAGGAAAUCCAGAAAGGCAGAAAUAAAAGCGAGCUGCGUCUCGAAAAAGUGUUGACAGAUAGAGGAGGCCCGUACAUCUGCUUUGUGAACAGCUCGUGUGGCUACUACGAGUCUUCGCCACAUGAUGUCACUGUGGAGAACCAGACUCUGUUGAUCCUGGUGAUCUGUGGUGUUUCUGCUUUGGUCCUGGUCUUGGUUUUGGGGCUGGCUAUGAAGUUCAAGCUGAAAAGAGACAACGCUAAACUCAAAGAGAGGAUGAGGCAGAAGGCCAGGGAGGGGCAGAACAACGCUCCAGCUCCGUUCACACCAAGAGAGUCCUGAAUCUAUCACCUUCACAAAAUAAUGAACAUCGUUUCAUAGUGUGUUGUUGUUGUUGUAUUUGAUGUAGAAAUAAAACCUCUUUAA
Messenger RNA from Sebastes umbrosus (honeycomb rockfish), 769 nucleotides. RefSeq lists its product as uncharacterized. Lineage: Eukaryota; Metazoa; Chordata; Actinopteri; Perciformes; Sebastidae. The transcript is spliced from 8 exons. Bases 53 to 685 code for a protein of 210 amino acids. The record is from RefSeq and is a predicted model, not a curated record.